AUGGAGUAUCACGUUGAAUAUGACUCUAAAGAGUCUGGUAAAACUGAGAAGGAGGCUUUUGUACAAAACUCAUUUAAGGAAACAAAUGGAAAAGGAAGGAAAAGACUGUUCUUCAUCUUAUCCGUAUCAGUUAUAGGCCUGUUAGCUGGAUCUGCAUUUUAUUUUACACGCAUGGACAAGAACACCAAUGAUGAACCCCAGGACAAUACCACAUAUGGAGUUAGCAACAGUGAUGACUUUAUUAUCACUAGUUUAUUGAAAAGCCCAGGUGGAAAAAAAUUCAUUGUGUCCAAAUUAAAAGAAUUAAUAUCUUCAUAUGAUGAGGAUGUUAACUUGAAUAAAGCAAGACGGGAAUCCACUGAAGCGAAGAGCACCUCCGUUGCUACAAUUAACCAACAGAAGCAUGGAAAUUUUAAAGUGCCUACAAAUGUGAACAUCAACUUUGCCGACUCCAGAUUUUUGAUGACCAAUUUGGAGAAUGUCAAUUCGUUUUACCUCUUCAUUAAGGAGCACGGAAAGGAAUACAAGACACCAGAGGAGAUGCAACAAAGAUACCUCGCUUUUGCAGAAAAUUUCGCAAAGGUAAAGGCACACAACAGCAAGAAGAAUGUUCUGUACCAAAAAGGAAUGAAUAAGUUUGGUGAUAUGUCCUUUGAAGAAUUUGAAAAGAAAUAUUUGACCCUGAAAAGCUCAGAUUUAAAGGCGUAUAAAGGAAAGCUAAAUAUAGUGUCCAACUACGAGGAUGUAAUUGACAGAUACAAACCAAAGGAUGCUACCUUCGAUCGUACCAAUUAUGACUGGAGACUACACAAGGGUGUAACCCCUGUAAAGGACCAAGGCGAUUGUGGAUCUUGCUGGGCCUUUAGUACCGUGGGAACUGUGGAGUCACAAUACUCAAUUAGAAAAAACGAAUUGGUAUCCUUAAGUGAGCAACAAAUGGUAGACUGCUCUCGUCAGAACAAUGGCUGCGAUGGAGGUAACAUCAUAAAAGCCUUUGAGGACAUGAUUGAAAUGGGAGGACUCUGUGAAAAUAAAGAAUAUCCAUAUGUCGAGAACGUACCAGAAAUGUGCAAAUAUAAGAGUUGUGAAAAGAAAUACAAAAUUAAUACCUUUGUAGAAGUACCUCAAUAUAAUUUUAAAGAGGCCGUUAGAUUUCUGGGACCCUUAAGUGUUAGUGUGGCUGUAAGUGAUGACUUUGCCUUUUACCAAGGAGGUAUUUUUGAUGGAGAAUGUGGCCGUGAGACGAACCAUGCUGUUAUUCUAGUAGGUUUUGGAGUUGAAGAUAUUUACGACUCUGAUACCAAUACCACCAAGACACACUACUACUACAUUAUUAAGAAUUCCUGGGGAGCCUCAUGGGGAGAGAGAGGAUUCAUUCGAAUGGAGACCGACAUAAAUGGAUACAGAAAGCCGUGUUCCCUUGGCCUGGAGGCCCUAGCUGUUCUUGUGGAAUAA
This is a messenger RNA of Plasmodium fragile, 1455 nucleotides long. RefSeq lists its product as uncharacterized. Lineage: Eukaryota; Apicomplexa; Aconoidasida; Haemosporida; Plasmodiidae. Gene Ontology annotation, molecular function: cysteine-type endopeptidase activity. Bases 1 to 1455 code for a protein of 484 amino acids. Gene Ontology annotation, cellular component: lysosome. The transcript has a single exon. The record is from RefSeq and is a predicted model, not a curated record.